AUGGUUCCACCAAUAAUUCAAAAAAUUUUACCAGUUUUUAAUUUUUUUAUUGCAUCAACAGCAUUAGGUUUUCAAGUUACAGUUCUAUAUCCAUGGCAUAAUCAAUUAGAAAAAGAUUUUGAAGGUUUACAACAUCAACAAGAAACAAAAUUACACGAAUAUCAUGAAUUAAGAAUGCAAAAUAUUAAAAAUAUAGAAACAUAUUUAAGUAAAUUAAAUCUUAAACAAUUCGAAGAAGAAGUUGACAAUCAACAAAAACAAAUGUAA
Adineta steineri is the source of this 267-nucleotide messenger RNA. NCBI's taxonomy places the organism in Eukaryota, Metazoa, Rotifera, Eurotatoria, Adinetida, Adinetidae. The record is from the annotation of a GenBank genome assembly.